This is a messenger RNA of Babesia ovata, 1155 nucleotides long. Its product is annotated as 4-hydroxy-3-methylbut-2-enyl diphosphate reductase. NCBI's taxonomy places the organism in Eukaryota, Apicomplexa, Aconoidasida, Piroplasmida, Babesiidae. The transcript is spliced from 3 exons. The record is from RefSeq and is a predicted model, not a curated record. Gene Ontology annotation, molecular function: metal ion binding; 4-hydroxy-3-methylbut-2-enyl diphosphate reductase activity. Bases 1 to 1155 code for a protein of 384 amino acids. Gene Ontology annotation, biological process: dimethylallyl diphosphate biosynthetic process; isopentenyl diphosphate biosynthetic process, methylerythritol phosphate pathway.
AUGUGCGGUGUUUUAUUUUUAGUGCUGUCGAUUCUCUUUGUGGAGUGUCUAUCCGUCCAUCGCCCAGGAUUCGUGUUCAGGAAGGCAGGUAACCCCUUCGUCGUUCGAGACCGCCGUUUCGGUGGUUGCUGGAGCAACCACGCAGCCUUAAACCAGCAAAACACAAGCUUAGAAUCUAAUGUGUGCGAGGAAUCCAGUAAUCAGGCGAGCGAUGAGCGUGCUGUAGCAGAUAGGUCUAAGACCCUCUACCUGGUGAACCCUCGUGGCUUUUGCGAGGGCGUACGACGUGCCAUCCGCACUGUAGAGGAAGCUGUGCGCAUAUUCGGCCCUCCAAUCUACGUAAAGCAUGAAAUCGUGCACAACGAAUUUGUCUGCAACCGUCUACGCGCCAAGGGUGUCAUAUUCGUCGAGGACCUCGAGACCGUUCCCGAGGGUAGCACCCUCAUCUUCUCUGCUCACGGCGUGUCUCCUGCUGUGAAGGAACUUGCACGCAAGAGAAAUUUCAUCGAAAUUGACGCCUCAUGCCCACUGGUGAACAAGGUCCAUGUUUACGUCAAGAAGAAAGCUGAGGAGGGUUACAAGAUUGUGCUGAUUGGCCACAAGAACCAUGUGGAGACCAUUGGGACUGCGGGCGAGGCCCCCGGUGUCACGACGGUGGUUGAGUCCGUUCAGGACGUCGAAGAGCUAGAAUAUCCGGAAGGCACGCCUCUGUUCUACGCAACACAGACGACUUUGAGUCUGGAUGAUUGCAAGGUAAUCAAGGAUCGGCUGCUGGAGCGGUUCCCUUGGAUUGAGACGAUCCCCAGCGGCUCCAUCUGCUACGCCACCACCAAUCGCCAAACGGCGGUGCAGAAGGUCUGUGCUAUUUGCGACCUUAUGCUGGUCGUCGGUAGCACUCUGUCAUCUAACGCAAAACGGUUGCUUGAGACCGCCACCGUGAGGAAUAUAAGAGGCUACCUGAUACCCAACGCGGAUGCAAUUACCGAGGAAAUGAUCGGGAAUGCAACCCGCGUGGCAGUCUCCGCAUCCGCAUCAACUCCGGAAGAGCUCACCAAUGGCGUUGUGGAAAGGCUGGCUAAUCCGCCAUUCAACUUUUCGGUUGAAUUUUUCGACGGGGGCGAAGAGCGCGUGCCGAAAUGGCGACUACCGAGGUGA